CAUAAUAACAAGUUAAAGCGAACUCGGUGCGCACGUUAACACUUGGCGUGAAAGUUGCGAUUUGUCUCAAUAAAAAACACAAGUGGAUAAAUAAAGAGUGCAAUGCAUCAUUGAUAAAAGGGUCGUGUAAGGAGGAUUGAAAAACAACACAAAGCAAAUUUUAAGCAUAAAUAAAAAACCUCUGGGCAAAAAUGACGGAGGAAAAUGAUAAUAAACCCAACGAUGCCGUUGCCCAAGGCACGGAACCAGAAAGAGCUGGAUAUGGAAAAUCGGCGACCGAUGAAAUUCAUGAGCUUACAACAAUUGGCGAUAAUUCACUGGCGAAUCCGAUUGAACUUAACACUGGCCCAGCUGAUAAGAAAAUUACUGCUUCGGGCAAUGGCGGUAGCUUCCAUGCUUCCAAUGUUUCUGAAGCAGAGGGACAAGUUCAGAAACUACCUUUUCCGAAAUCAAUAUUCUUUAUCAUUGGUUAUGAGCUUUGCAGAGGUUUCCAUUCCUAUGGAUUGCGAACCAUUCUGGUGUUGUAUCUGAGUCGGCAGCUUGAUUAUGACGAUGACACCACUACCGUUAUAUUCCAUGUCUACUCUAUGAUUGGAUACUUCCUGUGCGUCUUUGGUGCCAUUAUCUCGGAUAGUUGGCUUGGUAAAUUCAAAACGAUCUUUUAUCUUUCGUUCAUCUAUGUUGCUGGUUCAGCGUUGGUUACUCUUGGUGCGGUGCCACCGUUGAAUUUGCCUGCUACGACAUUUACCAUGGUCGGUUUGGGAUUAAUGUCUUUGGGUUCGGGUCUCGUAAAACCAUCCAUCUCCGCUUUUGGUGGUGAUCAGUUUAAAUUACCCGAACAAGUGAAGCAAAUGACCACCUUUUUCUCAAUGUACUACUUUGUAGUCAAUGCUGGUUCAUUGAUUUCGAUUACAGCAACACCAAUAUUACGCGAUGAUGUACACUGUUUCGGCGAAAAGGACUGCUAUUCGCUGGCUUUUGGCUUACCAGCUUCAUUUGUGGUUAUCUCGAUAGUUGUCUUCGCGUUGGGGCGUCCCCUUUACAAGAACAAACCACCGGCAGGAAAUAUGGUCGUGUUAGUCAGCAAAACCAUUGGUAACGCAAUUGCUACCAAAUGGCGUGAGAAGAAGACCAAUCCUCGUGAACACUGGUUGGACUAUGCCGAUAAGAAAUAUGACCGUCAAUUAAUCGAAGAUGUCAAAGUGUUGAUGCGUGUUCUUGUACUCUAUUUGCCCUUACCCGUUUUUUGGGCGCUUUUCGAUCAGCAGGGUUCACGUUGGACCAUUCAGGCAACGCGUAUGGAUGGCGAUAUGGGCUCAUGGAAUAUAAAACCUGAUCAAAUGCAACUGAUAAAUCCUUUCUUAAUUCUGGCUUUCAUUCCGCUUUAUGAACUCGCUUUCUACCCUCUGCUUGCUUUCGUCGGCAUUCGUCGUCCAUUGCAAAAGUUAACACUAGGUGGCAUUUUUGCGGGCAUAGCUUUCAUUGUUUCCGGUCUUGUGGAGCUAAGCCUUGAGGACACCUAUCCCAUUCUGCCAACAGCUGGAAAUGCGCAGCUUCGUGUCUACAAUGGCGAAAACUGUAACUAUGCCAUCACCUCUAAUUUGACCGAUUUAAAUUUCGACAUUGCUUCGCUCGACAUGUUUGUGAACCGCAGCAUCAAUAUUGACUCGACGAAUCAUUUGUAUGUCGAAUUUGAGUUCACCGAGAAAGCCGGUCUAAACUGCUUUGCAUUUCCAAAGCAGACCUUUGUUUUCGAUACAACAACAGCACAUUAUUUGUUUUUGAAUUCGAAAAACACCACACAUCCGUUAAUAUGGGGGAAAGACACUAUAAGUAAACCCAGUCGCGGUUAUCCGUUUGUACGUACUUUAGCAAACGUUCAGGCAGGUCGGCAAAUUGAGUGGAGAACUAAGAAAGGCUCCAUCGAGCACACAGAACCCGCCAAUUUGCGCAACGAAACCGAGCUGAAGUCUGGCGGUUAUGAAAUUUUCGUUGAUAACACACUAGCUGCCGCCGAGUAUCUCAAAGUUGGUGGCAGAUACACAGUUAUAAUAAACGAAGAAACGACUGGUGUUUAUAAAAGUAAUGUUGUAAUUGUAACGGAACCAAAUUCGAUGUCUAUUUUCUGGUUAAUUCCUCAAUACGUAAUUAUGACACUCGGCGAGGUUAUGUUCUCUGUGACUGGCCUAGAGUUUUCAUACGCGCAAGCUCCAGUGUCAAUGAAGUCGGUACUGCAAGCAUGUUGGCUACUUACAGUUGCCUUCGGUAAUGUGAUCGUCGUGAUUAUCGCCGAACUGAAACUUUUCGAUUCACAAGCCGACGAAUUCUUCCUCUUCUCUGGUAUUAUGUUCGUCGAUAUGAUCAUCUUCAUGUUUGUUGCCUAUCGGUACAAACCAAAUAAUCCCAACUCACAAAGCGAAGCCGAGCCAUUGACGCCGGCGGAAACUAACGAGAAGGUCGGCAUUGACAGUGUGGCUAAAAGUAUUGGCGAGUAGGCUGAAUAUCUUUACGUUGAAUCGUAGAAGUAAAUAUGUAAUUUAAUGUUAAUAUGAGUAUUAGUUUUAGACUUGGUGAGUUUAUAAUUUACGGCAUAGGUAGUAAAUAUAUUAUAACAAUAGUCGUAAUCAAUAACAACAA
Bactrocera latifrons is the source of this 2637-nucleotide messenger RNA. Its product is annotated as peptide transporter family 1-like. Bases 192 to 2495 code for a protein of 767 amino acids. Gene Ontology annotation, molecular function: dipeptide transmembrane transporter activity. Gene Ontology annotation, cellular component: membrane. The transcript has 7 exons. The record is from RefSeq and is a predicted model, not a curated record. Gene Ontology annotation, biological process: transmembrane transport; oligopeptide transport. Lineage: Eukaryota; Metazoa; Arthropoda; Insecta; Diptera; Tephritidae.